AUGCCUACCGGAGCUUCAGGCGACGCGACGGGACAGUCAGUUCCAUCGGCUAUGGGAUACCAAGGACACAUCGAGCCCUUCGAUCCCAACAUGUCGGACGGCUGGGAGUGCUACUUGGAAAGGAUAAACUUGUACUUCGAGGCAAACGGAAUAUCGGAUGCCGGUCGACGCAAGUCAGUUUUCUUGACUUUGUGUGGAUCCGAGACCUACCGCUUGGUUCGGUCGUUGUCGCUUCCUCGAAAACUGGCCGAAUGCUCCUACCAGGAGGUCCACAAUGCCCUGACUGAACAUUUUGCUCCACAGCCGUCGGAGAUCCUUCUGCGAUUCCACUUCCAUAAAAGGGACCAGCAAGAAGGGGAGAGUAUCACGAAGUACAUGGCUGAAAUUCGGAAGCUAAGUGAAUUCUGCAACUUCACGGACUUGGACAAUAUGUUGCGCGGCCGUCUGUCGGCCUUGGAGAUUGCGCUGGCCGCUGAAGCCGCCAACAAGAACGUCUCGGAGAUUAAAGACGCAGCGAAAGAGCUUCACUACGUUUCGAAUCAGGCCACUGGAAAAGUUAAAAAGCGACACCUCUCCAAGGAACAGCGUCGUGAACCCCAAAAGAAUGGCUGUAACCGUUGCGGAGGAAGGAAUCAAUCGUGCCGCUUCAAGAAUGCGGUCUGCAACUUCUGCAGAAAUAAAGGACACCUGGAGUGUGUGUGCUUUGAGAAACAGAAGUCAGCAACGGGAGUUCCUCUCCCAGGACCGCUUAACCACAUCGAGGACGACGUCCUGGACGAGGUGACAAGUUCGAUGUACCACAUGGACCGACAAGGCAAGACAGGGGACGCUGACCCUAUCAUGGUCAAACUUAGACUGGACGGAGCACCAUUGACCAUGGAGGUUGACUCUGGGGCCGGACCUUCCGGCCUCAGCGAGACGGUGUAA
Messenger RNA from Ornithodoros turicata, 927 nucleotides. RefSeq lists its product as uncharacterized. Lineage: Eukaryota; Metazoa; Arthropoda; Arachnida; Ixodida; Argasidae. Bases 1 to 927 code for a protein of 308 amino acids. The transcript has 2 exons. The record is from RefSeq and is a predicted model, not a curated record.